CGGAGUGAAAUCUCGUCAAAUAUCGCGUGAUUGCCGCCGUUACCAUAGUGACGAGUCAAACUUCUGUACCAGCACAGAAGUUGAUCCAAAUUACAUUAUGGACAUUAUGGAGGAGGAAAAUGAAAGUAACCCCGACGUAUGGCUUCAUACCUCUAGUGAAACUGAAGAUGGCAUACUUGAAGAAGACCACAGAGACAUGGGAGAAGACAAUUGGAGCUCGAUACAAGAGGAGCACGACUUGAAAGCUAAAGAAAAAACAGCUCAAGAAGUUAAUGAUGUUUGUGCACUGCCCGCGCACACAGCGACCCUGUCUGUCAGCGGGGCCAGCGCAGCGAGUAAUGCCAAAACUGUGGUCGAGUUUUUAUGCAGUUUUCUGUCCCAGAUGGGAAUGACAGAUACUCUGGACUGCUUUCAAGCGGAAUGGCACGAGAUGGUUGUAAAUGGACAAAUUGAUCCUAGACGUAUUGACGUGAUGCCAAAUGUGUAUAUCCAAAACUGUCAUUUGGAAAACGAGCUGCAAAACGCCCAAAAAGAAAUCCAGGAGUACAGCCAGGCCAUCGCUGCAGCGGAGGAGACUGUGAUCAAGAUCCAAAAGGCCAAGGACGAUCACUGGCUCAGGCACAAGCGCGUGAUUCAGGAGAAAAACAAGGUUAUCGAGGAUAUAAGAAAACUCACAGCCCGGUGCAAUGAAUACCAACCUAAAGUCAAGCAAAUGAAUGAGAAAUAUCAAGAACUUGUGCAACAGACAAAAAAUGCCACAAGGGUAAGGGACGAGACUUUGGUCCAGGCAAAAAAGCACAGCAACUAAACCAAAAGCACAGUAUAUAAAAAUAAAGAGUUACGAUAUAAGUUUAAUAUUUGUUUAUCCUAUUUUUAAGUUAGGAUGACUUCAAAACACACUUCCAAAAGUUCUAAGGAUGUUGCAUGUACUUGCCAUAUCCACCAUAAGAGGGCGGCAUUGGAAAGAGAAUACUGUGAGCCAUGCUGUAAUCUUGUAAAGAGAGGCUCUGAUGUUGUACAGUGUCUAAGUGCCUAAAUUAUGGCUCAUCUACCCCUUUUUAAUACAAAGCACUAGCUUCUCUGCACUUUGAACCUCCAAAUUCAAUAAAAGAUCACACUUUGAACCCAAAUAAAUGAGCAGUGGAAAAUGUAAAUGAAAUAUUAAUCUGUUUUUGCCCUUCUGGUGCUCAGAGUUCUACAAUACAAGUCUAUGGAAAGUUUUGAGGCAUUUCUUCUGCACUUAUUUGAGGCUUUUCAAAUCCAAUUCAUUGUUAUCAUAAUUUGAUAAGUGAUGUUGAGUGAUUCAUAGAAAGAUGGAGGCAUUUUUAAAACCAUACAUCCUGAAAUGGUUUGCAGAUACAGAAAUCAAAGAGAAAAAAGCAUGAAUAUAUCAACACUGUUUUGCUUUAUUUAGUUUGAAGUCACACUGCAGUUUGAGAUAUUAAAGCAGAAAAUGAUCUAAAGUGCUUUUUAGUUGCUCACUCAGUUGAAAUACCGUAACAGUAGUCUCAUUAAAUGCCAUUUGUCUGUAGCUAUGUGGUUAGUUGCAUGUCUCUGUUGCUCCACCCACAGUUCAUCAGUUGGAUUGGGAAUUUUUCUUGCUUCAGUAUCAAAUGUGUUGAGCUAUCGAACAUCCUGUUAUUUUUCUGUCUGACUCCUGCUCCUCCCUCUGGGACAUAUUGUAUUCACUUCACUGCUGUAUGACCUUUUGUGUUGUAAAAAACAGACGUCCACAUCAUGUUUCUUGUUCUGUCCUUUUUUAACCAAUUCAGCAAAAGUCACAUUUUUAAUUUUGCACAUUAUUUUACCAUUAUCCCCUAAACAUUUUCUUUGCAACACUCAAUCUUAAGGUAUAAAAUUGAUUUUUUUCUGUCGGGGUCUAUUCCUCUCUUAAUAAAUCAGCACUCUGGGACCUGUACAGUGGACAGUGGGUCAAACUCAGCAAUAUUUUCUGCUUUAAUGUACAGACCACAGCAGAGAUUGGCUCCUGCUGGUGACUCAGCAGGCAUCCAUCAUCCUCAGAGCUACACAGAUGAAUUACUGAGGAAUAAAUUUGCCCAAAUACUGUAUUUUUACCUGAAUAUAAGGCUCAGCAUCAGUUUGUGAAACUCUUUGCUAUUCUGCUCUAUAUUUAACCUCAAAGACAGCUAUUGAGGCUGGAACAUUUUCAAUACAGGACCACCUUCAUAUGAAGUAGCACUGGAUGUGAUUGUCUGUUUUUACUGAACUGUAUGCUAUUUUUAAAAUUUUAAGUUGAAUUAAUUUUUUUAAUCCACAAAUCAUGAAACUAAUUUAUAUUAAUGACUAGGUCAAUGUUCUCACUACGAUACCAAAAUUAAUGACUAAUUUUACCUACAUCCUACCUCUCAUGAAAAACAGAGGGAGAAUCUUGUCAUCUGACACCCAUAGUCACUGUUCUAAUCUUGGGAAUUGUUCAUUUAACUUUGUAAA
Molecule: messenger RNA, 2451 nt
Organism: Boleophthalmus pectinirostris (great blue-spotted mudskipper)
Lineage: Eukaryota; Metazoa; Chordata; Actinopteri; Gobiiformes; Gobiidae
Product: sperm-associated antigen 16 protein-like
Exons: 1
Coding region: 98-808 (236 amino acids)
Source: RefSeq, a predicted model, not a curated record